AUGAAAAUUUUUAUUUUCAGUGGUAAAAAUCUUUGGACUGAAAUAAAAAAUGGUGAACAAAUUGAAUUAUUUGAAGCAACUGAUGCUACUGAUGAAGCUGGACAUAUUGUUGAAGUAAUUCGUAAUUUUAUUUAUCGUUAUCCAAAUAUUCUUCCAUCUCAAAUUGCAAUUCUCUAUCGUACAAAUGCUCAAUCACGUGAAUUUGAACAAGCAUUAAUGAAUGGUGGUAUUAAAUAUCGUAUUUAUGGUGGAAUAAAAUUUUAUCAACGAUCUGAAAUAAAAAGUGCUUUAGCAUAUCUUCGUUUAAUACAAAAUGAAAAUGAUAAUGAUGCAUUUCGUCGUAUAAUUAAUUUUCCAGCACGUUCAAUUGGUAAAGCAACAUUAGAAAAAAUUGAAAAUGGUGCAAAAGAAAAACAAUGUUCAUUAUUUUCAUAUAUUCAAUUAGAUUCAUCUUUAUCUAAACAAAAGAAAAUUUAUGAUUUUAUUAAUUUAAUCAAUCAAUGUAAACAGACAAUAUUAGAUAAAGAUAAAACAAUGGAAUUAUAUGAACAAGCUUUAUAUAUAUUUGAACAAUCAGGUUUAAUGGAAUCAUAUCAAAGAAAACAAGAAGUUGAACGUUUACAAAAUUUAAGUGAAUUAUGUAAUGCAAUGAAACAAUUUUCACAAUUAUAUAAUACAAAUGAUCUUACUCAAUAUCUUAGUACUAUUGCAUUAGAUACAACAAAUACUUCAGAUGGAACAUUAGAUACAACAGAUGAAACAGAAAGAGUACAAUUGAUGACUAUACAUGGUGCAAAAGGAUUAGAAUUUCAUUAUGUAUUCAUUGCUGGACUUGGUAAAUUCAUAUCAGUGUAUUAAGUGCUCCCUGUUUUUUUUUGCACUAUGUCUAAUUCAUGGAAAGUGUAUAAACAAUCAUACUGGAGUCUUCAUCAUCGACCGAAUAUUCAAAAAUAAGAAGAUAGGAUUUCGUGAAAUAAAUUUUUCAAUAUAAUCCUUUUUUUUACAUGCAGUGGGGAAUUUAGAGGAGAGCACUGAGGCGAUCGCCUUUUUUUCCGAACAAUUUUUCUCAACAAAGAAUGCCCAAAAAUGAGCCAAUAUGAUCUCUAAUUUGACUUGAAAACACGUUUUGUGACUAUGAUCGCCGCCAUUCACAGAAAUCCUAGAUCCGCUACUAUAUACAUAGACAUUGAACGUAUCUUUUCUAAUCUUCUAUGUCUCCUCGAAAUAUGAUUCCAUUAGAUCGAUCACUUUUUUUUCAUAAUAUAAUUCAGCGGUGGAACCGGUGCUGGUUACUAGCCAGUGUAACUCAUUUACUCGUCUGCUUUUAUUAGAUAAGCUUAUGUAGAGAAUUCAUUGGGAUGUUGAUCACAUCGAAUGAGACUGUCUAGAGAUGGAAAUGCCAUAGAUUUUCGACUAGACGAUCUAUCGGUAGACCGGCCGAUUCGAUCUGAUCUAGGUCAGAUCGAUUCCAUUUCUGAUGUAAACUUAUCUGAUUUCAGUCGUCGUCGUCUUGGGUAAAUUAUUUGAUAACAAAAAUCUGUAAUAUAGUUUAAAAUAUGUGAACUGAAAUGAUAAAUAUUUCUAGUACUAAAUUCAUUAUCAAAUAAUAGUUUUACACUGAAAUCAA
This is a messenger RNA of Rotaria sordida, 1627 nucleotides long. NCBI's taxonomy places the organism in Eukaryota, Metazoa, Rotifera, Eurotatoria, Philodinida, Philodinidae. The record is from the annotation of a GenBank genome assembly.